Trichomonas vaginalis G3 is the source of this 1831-nucleotide messenger RNA. Its product is annotated as organellar and viral DNA polymerase type B. NCBI's taxonomy places the organism in Eukaryota, Parabasalia, Trichomonadida, Trichomonadidae. The record is from RefSeq and is a predicted model, not a curated record. The transcript has a single exon. The annotation marks the transcript as partial.
AUGUAUCGGAAGUUGUCUAAGUUAGAACACUCGGAAAUAAAACAACUUCUUACAGAAGCUAAUAUAGAUGUUGCAAAGCAUUACGCAACAAACAAAAAAGCACUCGCUGACAUCCUCAAUGACUACAAUGGUGCAAUAAGUUAUGAUAGAAUUCAUGAGUUCAUAAAGCCGCAACGCGGCGAGGACGAAGUCCAUGCAAGAGCAUUUCCUUUAAAUGACGUUGCUAUUGACUUAUAUCAUAGACGUUCAGUACCUCAUGAAGUAAGAAGAGAAAUGUUUGACAUAACAAAUGCAAACGUUGGUGAAACACGAAAGAGAGACGACACACUGAAACAACAGAGAAGAGAGAUGUUUAAAAGUGCUAUAGAACAAGUUCGCAAAGCUAAUAAUGUCAUUCGUUCCAUUGACGACAAACCAAAAGAAGAUGAGAGAUGGUUAAAGAAAGAUGAAGAGAAUAGGAAGAGAAAUGUGAAGUCAGGCAAUAGACUCAUUGACUUUAACAUCGAAGCUUUAGAUGAACCAAACAGAGACUACUUACACAAACAUUUCGGUAAGGUUUUCAUGAGACUCUUAGAGAAGAUUAAAAUAAACUCCCAACAAAGAUGGAUGGUAUGUUAUAAACUUGGUGGAAAGUAUGAAUGUUCUACGUUAAACCUCAAUAAUAUUGGAACAUUACUACAUCAGCUCUUGAAGGAGAACUUUAUAUCAGAGAUAGAAGCAAAUGCCGCAGGUAUUGUUGAAAUGCACUAUGACUUCUUCUUGACAAACAUAAAGAAUCUUACUGAAAUAAAGAUGUAUGAUUUAACAGAAUAUGAAGGCUUAACGAUGUCAGAUGUAAAGAAAGGCAAACCAAAAAAGAGACCAUAUAGAGAUGAAAGCACACUGACAGAAAGACAGAAAAGAUUAUUGAACAGACUUAAACAAACAGGAGAUAAACAAGAUAUAGAUGACUUCUGGAAUGAAAUCCUUGGUGAAAAGAAGUUUUAUAAGAAGAGAAGCGGUCAGUUCUGGAAGUAUCUUUGCACGUUACCUAUAAAUCUUGAACGCUACCAAAUCUUCAAUGAACUGAACAAAAGAACUGCAACACUUAUGACAGAGGACAAUUGUUUCGUUUAUGCUUGCAUUCAGGCUGGAGUAAAUGAAGAAACUAUUGACCACAUGAGAGAAGUCAUUCGUGUUAGAGACUUUCCUCAAAGUAAAGUACAAGAAAUUUCUGACGCAACAGGUAUAGCAUUUAAUGUUACCAUUGGUUACUUCAAUGACUCAAGACAUAAUGAAAUAAAGAGAUACAUACCAAAAGAAUGUGAAACUGUUCGAACUAUUGACUUACUUCUUGUUGAAGACCACUACAUGCUAAAUGAAAGACUUCCAAUGACAACAUAUUUCGUCAGAAAUUACAAAGAAAUUCUCAAAGCUUGUGGUGGAAUGAACAUUGAGAAACAGAUGAAGAUUUAUACAAAGAGAGAAGAUAAAUAUGUAGUUCGCAUGGAUAGAACAACACCGUUAUGGGAUGUUAUGAAAACAUUGUGGGAGUGCAAAUAUUUCGAACCUAUUUCUUAUGGAGAACUUUUCACAUAUACGACUGACUUAUAUAAACAGAACCUUGCACCAUUUAAAGAUUUGGCAUAUGCUCCAAAGUAUUGUGUACAACUGAAGAAGAAAGCAGAGUCAAAAGAAGUAAAUAAAGCUAAAUGUAAGUUCAUUCCUGAGCAUGUUUUCUUUGCUGACUUUGAGUGUAGCACAGACGGCUUUCAUAAAGCUUUUAACAUCUGUUACGACAGUGAAGAUGGUUCAGUGAGUGAAAGCAUUUGGGGUCAGAACUGUGCAACAG